Messenger RNA from Trichoderma gamsii, 1362 nucleotides. RefSeq lists its product as hypothetical. NCBI's taxonomy places the organism in Eukaryota, Fungi, Ascomycota, Sordariomycetes, Hypocreales, Hypocreaceae. Gene Ontology annotation, molecular function: UDP-glycosyltransferase activity. The record is from RefSeq and is a predicted model, not a curated record. The transcript has a single exon. Bases 1 to 1362 code for a protein of 453 amino acids.
AUGGUAUCCCUAUCUUCUAAGUCCAGGAAGCCACUUCUUGUCUUCCUGUCUCACCAAAUGGAGGGUCAUAUCAAUCCUAUCUUGACUAUUGCGUCCUAUAUGGUCAAGCGUGGAUACGAUGUCUCCUUUAUAUGCCCGGAUCGGUACAAGGAAAAAAUUACAAAUGCAGGCGCCGAGUUCAUUGAUAUGCCAGAUCUAGAUGACAAUCAUCGGGCACCACCAGAACUUGUACAAAUACCAUAUGGUUUAGAGAGAAUUGUCGUACAGAUCACAAGGGUGUUCUUUGAGACAACAGCAAUACGGGCGGAGACAGCUCUGGAAGCACUUCAGAUGCUACGCAAACGCGACCCAGAACGCCAAAUUAUUAUUCUGGAGGAGAUAUUCAGCAUGGCUACGAUGCCAUUGAGAUAUGGUUGCCCCCUGCCAGCAGGUUUUGACAGCCCUCCUAAACGAAUCGGAAUCAGCCCCAGCCCUCUCAUGGUCGAGAGUCAGGACACGGCACCCUUCAUGCUCGCGCUACCACCGGACUCAACCGAAUCUGGGCGUUUAAGAAACAAGGAGCUGCGGCGCCUCGUCAAUGAAGGCCCCAUGCGGCCAUUAUCAGAAGCUUGGGCCGCAGCAAUGAGUGCCUGCAACUGUGAGGUUGUGCCAGAUGGAAAUCCUCUAAGCGCUUGGUUUACCAACUAUGAUGCGACUUUUUUGCUAUGUUCGCCAAGUCUUGAAUAUCCCUUGAGCGAUAUGCCAAGCAUGAUCAAUUUUGCUGGUUGUCUACCCCGGCGGGAUAUUAGCGCUAAUUAUGAAUAUCCAGACUGGUGGUCUGAAAUCACAGAGAAUACAGCAGCUGAAGACAGGAAAAAAAUUCUGUUUGUCAGUCAGGGAACUGUAAGUAACGAUUGGCAUCAGCUAAUUUUGCCAACGAUUCAAGCCUUCUCUAGUCAUGACGAUAUCCUGGUCAUCGCUUCGCUAGGGGCGCGAGGCAGCAAAAUGCCAGAAAACAUUGAAUUACCAGAAAAUGCAAGGGUUAUUGAUUAUAUCCCUUACGAUCUGAUAUUAGAGCAUUCGGAUAUCUUUAUCUCUAAUGCUGGUUAUGGAGCUUUUUGCCAUUCAGUUAUUAAUGGUGUGCCCGCUGUAUUUGCAGGGGAGUCUGAAGAGAAAGCGGAGGUCAUAAUGCGCGCUACAUGGGCUGGAUUUGCAGUGAGCCUAAAGACACAAACCCCAACUUGGCAGCAGAUAAAAGAGGGUGUUCAGCGUGUGCUAGGGGAUGAAAAUUACAGAAGGAGAGCAGAAGAGUUAAGGCAGGAAAAUGAAGCUCUAAAUUCACUGGCGAGAAUAGAGCAAAAGAUUAUUGACUUUACAGAGUAA